Messenger RNA from Daphnia magna, 1465 nucleotides. Its product is annotated as galactosylceramide sulfotransferase. Gene Ontology annotation, cellular component: membrane. Gene Ontology annotation, molecular function: galactosylceramide sulfotransferase activity. Lineage: Eukaryota; Metazoa; Arthropoda; Branchiopoda; Diplostraca; Daphniidae. Bases 237 to 1412 code for a protein of 391 amino acids. The transcript is spliced from 4 exons. The record is from RefSeq and is a predicted model, not a curated record. Gene Ontology annotation, biological process: glycolipid biosynthetic process.
ACAUUGGAACUCGUAAACAGCCAACGCCAUCAGUUGAACGUUUCGUCUAUUCUUUGCUGUUGUGACUUGUUUGAAUAAUCUUGAGAAAGGUAACAAUUAACAAGAUACUUGAAGCUGUAUUAGCUGAUAGUAUUGGCUUGGCCGUUUAAAACGCUCAAAUUGACCGAUUGGAUCCUCUGUAAAUGUGAGCGAAGUUGAAUUUUAUUUAUGCAGCAGAAUUCGGCGCAGUGGAAAGGAUGUAUCGUUUUUCUGUUUUAUUGAACCGUCGAUUCUCCAAAUGGUGCAUCGCUGCUAUUUGUAUAUCCCUUUUUGUUACCUGUAUUCAUUGGAUGACGAUGAAGCCCCAGAGAAACCUAACUCCAGCCAGAAAAUUUGCUUUCAUGAAAAAUCACAAAUGCGGUAGCAGCACAAUCGAAAAUAUCAUAUUCAGAUAUGCACACAAGCAUGAUUUAAACGUCGUUUUACCCGAAAGUGGGAACUAUCUGUCCAAGACUGCGCUGUUCGAUCAUAGAACACUGAACAACACGAAAUGGAGGAAUUUGCCUUUCGACAUUUUCUCAUUGCACAACCGCUGGAAUCGGGAAGAAGUCAUGAUAUUACUGAACGAGCAAGUCCCGACGUUCACCAUAGUGCGGGACCCGGUGGAAGUGUUCGUCUCCAUGUUUCACUACCAAGAUAAAUUCAGAGAGUUUUACGGAGUCAAGGAUAUCCACGAGAUGGUGGAGAAAAUCAAAACACAGCCCUCGUUACCUGUGCUGAAUAAGCGCUGGCUCAAUUAUGUCGGUCGCAAUCAAAUGGCCUGGGACAUGGGGCUGUCUCCCAACAUCUUCGACGACGAAGAGGCGAUGAAGAGAGAAAUUGAACGAUUGGAUAGAGAGUUCGAUCUCGUCAUGAUGGCCCACCGAAUGGAUGAAUCUCUUGUCCUGUUAAUGGAUUUGCUCAAUUGGUCUGUGAAAGAUGUAAUCCAUCUGGAUUUGAACCGAAGAAAACCGGAUAAGUCGAGCCCAUUGAACGGAAGGGAAAGGGAUGUACUGGCCGAUUGGUUGGCAGCUGAUGUCCAAAUCUUUCGGUAUUUCUCGCGCCGGUUUGACGAACGAGUGGCCGCAAUAAAUCAGAAACAUUCCAACUUUUUCGACUGGAUCGCUCAAAGUGGUUUCUACGGUCAGUUUGGCCAUGUCAGACAGCACGCGCAAUUAUUGAAAAGCGCUAACAACGAACUGUACGAUCUGUGCGUGCUCCAAGAAGUCGGCAACGAAAAGCUGUCGGGGGUGUUUAAAGAGACCAGCAACAACAUUAUUGGUUACGUCAUCAACGAGGAGCACAAAGGAUGUUCCCUGUUUGCAAUGAGCGAGCCAGCUUUCCUCAAUAUAUUUCAGAAGCGAUUGUUGUCAAAAGCAUUGAAGCCAACGUGAAACUGUUAUUAGGUUGGCGUGAUGUUUAAUACAAGAAACAAAUUCCCCUUCGA